AUGAAGUCUUUGGGUCCUCACACGGUGGGACUCAUCAAGCAAAACCGCAGAGGCAAAGUUGUUUUUCAGGGGUUGCAUCCAUUUGAGAAGUUCGGAAAGUUCACGGAGUUAGAUGAACCCACAGAGUCAUAUGGUUUGUCUGAACAAACCUCGUCUGAGCCGGCGUCUGCAGAAAAGUCGUCUCCAAAUAACGUUGUCAUUGAUAUUUCUGAAGAUGAGGGAACUGAGAAAGAAGAUACACCAACUCCUGACACUCAAAUAGCUUCAGAACAUGAAAAAGAGUUAGGUCAUAUUCAAGAUGAUGUGGAAAUGAAUGUUGAUAUGGGAGAGAAUGUUGGGGAAGAUAGGAAUGACUCUUUCAGUGAUCUUGACCUCACAAGUUUCGAUCAUGAUGAUAUUGUUGCUUCCUUAUCUAGCAGUGCAAAUGUAGUGUCACACGAGAACCUUGAUACCAUUUUCAACAAUGUCGAUGACGUUGUUACUCCAACAACUGAGACUAGGAAGUCAAGUGAAACUUUUGAAACUAAGACUCCAACAUCGGGGCAAAUGGUGACUGCUUCAAUUCCUAUGGAGAUAGUUAUAGGAUGUUCCCCUCCUGUAUCUGUUUCUCCUACUACUGAACCAUUUGCAAGUGUUUUUACUCCAGAGUAUGACCAACAUCCGUCUAAGAGGCAAAGAAGAGAUGUGAGACAAUCCGAGCCGGUAGCAAGUUUAAUUAGCGACCUUCCAACACCACCUGUUACUGCUGCUACCACCAGACUUACAACAACUAAGAUGUUUCCAAUAGGUUCAAGCUCAUCGUUUAAUGUCGGAGGUCCCUCUGUUCCACCUGACUUUACAAUUCCAAGAUAUAAUCGUGAUGAUGCAUCCGAGAGGUUGGCUUUGCACAUGGCUGAAGAACAACUUCUAACGCCAAAUCCUAGAGGAAAGGGUGUUUCUAUUGAAGAAGGUGGUUCUAGGGGUGAUAAUCUAACCCUUUCUGGUCUACAAAAGGAAAUUUCAGCUCUAAGCCAAAAGAAUAUUGAGUUUGACAUUCAAGUAACGAAACUUCGUGCCAAAAAUUCUAAGCUUAGUAUUAAAGUCUCCGAGUUGCAAUCUGAUAAAUCAAGUCUUGGAGUGAAAAUGGCUGAACUCACAAAAGAUAAAAGGUUGAAGUCCAAGCAGAUCUCUGACUUACAAGAUCAUUUCAACCUGAUAACUUCAAGCUAUUUUGAACUGAAUAAGAAGCUCGAGGAAGACCGUGGGGACAAGUAUCAAACAUUUGUUGAAGAACGAAGGAUCAAUCUUCAUGUGCAAGCUUUCCCAGUUGAUUUGCCUGUCGGUCAAUCAUCUGGUACUGCUAGUCGUGAAGAUGAUGCACCUCCUCUGGCACCACAUGUAACAGAAACCAUACAUCGUGAUCAAGAUGAAGAAGUGAAGAAAGGGAAAUUACUUCCUUAA
Messenger RNA from Lactuca saligna, 1440 nucleotides. The record is from the annotation of a GenBank genome assembly. NCBI's taxonomy places the organism in Eukaryota, Viridiplantae, Streptophyta, Magnoliopsida, Asterales, Asteraceae.